UCCUCGUCCAAUGGGUAGGGAGGCAGCUAAAAAAAAGAGUAAAAAGAAAAUUAGAGAAGAUGCUGACGAGGUGGUGGACAAAGAGUGGGAUUCUUAUAUCCAUUUCAAGGAGAAAGAGCUUGAAAAAUUGGAAAAGAUAGCAUCGGUGCAAGCAGAGACUAACGAAUUGAUGAAAGAGAAGACUAAUGCGAUGAAAGAGAAGACUAAUGCUAAGAAAGUUAGUAUGUAUCUAAAGCUAACUUCGGAAGAGCAUCUCAGUGACCGUAAGAAAGAGUUGUUAGAGCAGUUGUCCAAAGAGCUAUUUGGAAAUUAAUUUCAAGCGAGUCUUUGUCUGUAAUCGGUCAAACUUGUCAGUGGUGUGAAGUCUGUAGUGUUUGCUUUAAUGUUUGCUUUAAUGUUUGCUUUAAUAAUUUUCAAGUGGUGACAGCUAUGUAAUGUUUGCUUUAAUGUAUGGGUAACUGUGUUUGAAUAUGUGCCACUCAAUUCGAAUCUUGUCCUUUUCCGAUAAUUAACUCUGGUUGAUAACUUAUUUCAAAUCCGGCACUCAACCACCAUUCAAUGUACCUACUUAUAUGGACUCAUAGCUCCAUUGAUGUACCAAUAUCCCAAAUCUCUUCCAAUCUACUUCAAAUUUCACAAAAAAUGGAUCCAUCUGAGUGUCCUUUUGAUCUUGCAGCAUACAUUCAAAAUAGUCAAAUUGAAGAAGCUUAUGUACUCAACCGAUUUAGAGAGCGUCGAAGAAAAAUUCGAGAAGAUGCUGCACCUCGUAGUAGAAAAUAUCUCGGUAGAGAUCAUACAGCGGCAAACCAGAUGCUAAUUGGCGACUACUUUGCCAAUGAGCCUACAUAUGACGAUGCAAUGUUUCGUCGUCGGUACCGGAUGCAAAAGCAUCUUUUCCUUCGAAUCGUUGAUGACCUUUCAAGUAGUGAUAACUACUUCACCCAACGCGUUGAUGCAGCCAAUAAACAAGGUAUAUCACCCUUAGCAAAAUGUACCACAGCAAUGCGAAUGUUAGCAUAUGGUGUGGCAGCAGAUGCGGUCGAUGAGUACAUCAAAAUUGGAGGUACUACAGCAUUGGAGUGUUUACGUAGAUUCUGUAAAGGAAUCAUACGAUUGUAUGAGCAACAGUACCUGAGAGCACCAACCCAAGAAGACCUGCAAAGGAUAUUACAUGCUAAUGACAUGCGGGGGUUCCCAGGCAUGAUCGGGAGUAUUGACUGCAUGCACUGGGAGUGGAAAAAUUGUCCUAAAGCAUGGGAAGGUCAAUUUACUAGAGGGGAUAAGGGAACCACAACAGUUAUUCUUGAAGCAGUUGCAACUUAUGACCUAUGGAUCUGGCAUGCCUUUUUUGGAUGUCCUGGAACGUUGAACGACAUAAACGUUCUAGAUCGGUCACCAGUGUUUGAUGACGUGGAACAGGGAAAGACUCCAGCUGUGAAUUUCGUUGUGAAUCAACGUCCCUAUAAUAUGGCAUACUAUCUAGCCGAUGGUAUCUAUCCUUCUUAUCCAACUUUCGUCAAAACGAUUAGACUUCCUCAAAGUGAACCCGAUAAGUUAUUUGCAAAAGUUCAGGAGGGAUGUCGGAAGGACAUCGAACGUGCAUUUGGAGUUCUUCAAGCUCGUUUUAAAAUCAUCCGUGAACCAGCUCGCUUGUGGGACAUAGAUGACUUGAGUAUCAUUAUGAGGUCAUGCAUCAUAUUACAUAAUAUGAUUGUCGAGGAUGAACGAGAUACAUAUGCUCAACGUUGGACCGAUUUUGAGCAAUCUGGGGAAGGUGGAUCUAGUACACAGCAACCAUACUCGACCGAGGUUUUACCCGCUUUUGCAAAUCAUGUGCGUGCUAGAUCCGAGUUGCGUGAUUCAAAUGUUCAUCAUGAACUGCAAGCAGAUCUAGUGAAGCACAUCUGGGCAAAGUUUGGAAUGUCUCAGGAUUGAAGAUGAUUUGUAUCGUACUAUUUACGUUAUUUGUGUGUUG
Lotus japonicus is the source of this 1975-nucleotide messenger RNA. RefSeq lists its product as uncharacterized. The transcript has a single exon. The record is from RefSeq and is a predicted model, not a curated record. NCBI's taxonomy places the organism in Eukaryota, Viridiplantae, Streptophyta, Magnoliopsida, Fabales, Fabaceae. The coding region runs from base 559 to 1935 and encodes 458 amino acids.